UCGUUGAUGGUUAUUUCCUUCCUUUUUGGCGACUUUUGCCAUGGGUACUAAAAGGAAAAAAAUCUUUCCUAACUAACUAUUCAGCGAUGAAUAGACACGAUGGAACGGUUUACGUUUGUGAUAUUGGUGUUAUUUUUGAAGCUGCUCGGACCCAGUGAUGGAGCGAUGACGAUGAAGCAGCUCAAAAAUUCACUAGAAAUGAUGCGAAAGGCUUGUGCGCCAAAAUUCAAAGUGGAUGAUGCAAGCUUGAACGAAUUGACAGCCGGAAAUUUCCGAUCUGAUCCCGACCCCGAACUCAAAUGCUACACGGUGUGCAUAGCCCAAAUGGCAGGAACGUUGACCAAAAAAGGCGAAAUAAGUCUGUCGAAAACAACGGCACAGAUCGACGCCAUGCUUCCGAAUGAAAUGAAAGCGUUUGCGAAAGAAGCCAUGACCGCCUGCAAAGAUGCACAGGCUGGAUACAAGGAAACUUGCGAUAAGAUUUACUACUCGGUAAAAUGCGUUGCAGAGUUCAACAAAGACGCCUUUUUGUUCCCCUAAAACUGAUGAUGACCCGGCUAAUGAUCGAUGACCUUCUCCAAACAUAAAUUUGUGGACAGUUAUGGCUCUUCAAUGUUUUUUCGUCUAGUUUUUCACUUUUUAAUGUAUUGUUUGUAAUUGUUGUUAAACUUAAAUAAAUACCACACACACAACUGCGUAAUCUG
Molecule: messenger RNA, 704 nt
Organism: Culex quinquefasciatus (southern house mosquito)
Lineage: Eukaryota; Metazoa; Arthropoda; Insecta; Diptera; Culicidae
Gene: lush
Product: general odorant-binding protein lush
Exons: 5
Coding region: 100-540 (146 amino acids)
Biological process (GO): olfactory behavior; sensory perception of smell
Cellular component (GO): extracellular region
Molecular function (GO): odorant binding; dibutyl phthalate binding
Source: RefSeq, a predicted model, not a curated record